Messenger RNA from Lactuca virosa, 312 nucleotides. Lineage: Eukaryota; Viridiplantae; Streptophyta; Magnoliopsida; Asterales; Asteraceae. The record is from the annotation of a GenBank genome assembly.
AUGUCGGGCCGUGGCAAGGGAGGCAAAGGAUUGGGAAAGGGAGGAGCCAAGAGACACCGGAAAGUUCUUCGCGAUAACAUUCAAGGCAUCACAAAGCCCGCCAUUAGAAGGUUAGCUCGAAGAGGAGGUGUCAAGCGUAUCAGCGGUUUGAUAUAUGAGGAGACCCGUGGAGUUCUCAAGAUAUUUCUCGAGAAUGUCAUCAGAGACGCCGUCACAUACACCGAACAUGCUCGCCGGAAAACUGUUACAGCGAUGGACGUUGUUUAUGCGUUGAAACGACAGGGGCGUACUCUCUAUGGAUUUGGUGGUUAA